CGUGCGCACUCACUCCGCAAUGGCCCCAGACUCGUGCACUCUAACAAACACUCGUCUUCAAAUGGAUUAUGAGACCAAGAUUUUCCUUCACAUCGGCGGCUAUGGACGCUACAACCGACUCGUGGUUCUUUUCAGCUGGUUCCCAAACUUUGCGGUCAUGCUGAAUCUAUUCAGCGACGUCUUCUACACCCUGAUCCCGGAGUCGUAUCACUGCAGGACGGACCCGCGGCUGCUGCCGUCCGCUUUCCUCCCCAGCAACUUCUCCAGACAGGGGUACCUGAACCUCACCAUCCCCUGGGUGAACGGCUCCGGGCUCAGCCACUGCGAGUUGUUCAAGUAUCCAGCGAACAGCACGGAGUUUUCCGAGAAGGUGCCCAGGGAGAGGGUGUCCUGCACCGUGGGGUGGGAGUACUCCCAUGUUGCGGGGCUGCACAGCAACUUUGUCACGGAGUGGAACCUGGUUUGCAGCGACUACUGGAAAAUCCCUUUGCAGCAUAUCUGCUUCAUGACAGGAUGGAUUCUGGGAUACAUCCUCCUUGGUACAUUGUGUGACUGGUUUGGUCGUCGGCUAUGCUUCCUCCUCUCCAUCAGUCUGUCCAGUCUGUUAGGGGUGGCCGUGUGUUUGUCCAACAGCGCCGUGGUGUUUCUGCUGCUGCGUCUCUCUCAGGGCGCCAUGCUCGCCGGUGUGUUCGUUUCCUCGUACAUUGCCAGGUUGGAGCUGUGUGACCCUCCUCAUCGUCUCAUGGUUGCCAUGGUCAGCGGCUUCUUCGGCGUGUUCGCGGAGCUGCUGUUGCCGGGCAUUGCUGUCCUGUGCCGCAAUUGGCCCGUUCUCCAGGCUGUGGCCACUUUGCCUCUGCUCCUGCUGCUUUCCUAUUGGUGCUGUGCAUCAGUGUUUCCUGAGUCUCCUCGCUGGCUGCUGGCCACAGUUCAGAUCCCCCAGGUGAAGAGGAGCCUCCAGGAAUUCUCCACCAGGAACGGGGUUUGUCUGCGAGAUGAAAUCUACCCUGGUGAAAACAUGCUGUCAGAAAUAGACUCAGCGUACGGAGAAGACUGUCAGUCGAGAUACUUUACAGUUUUGGAGCUGCGUCGGACUCGUGUUAUCUGGAAGAACUGCCUCAUCCUCAGCUUCACGCUCUUCAUCGGGACGGGCAUCCAGUACUGUUUCACCAGAAACCUGCACAGUUACUCUUCCAACUUCUACUUCAGCUACUUCCUCCGAGUGAUAACUGGAGCUCUGGCCUGCAUCUUCAUCUGUUUGUCGGUCAAUCACUUCGGUCGGCGUGGUAUGCUCCUGCUGUCUGCCAUCAUCACCGGACUGUCAUCACUGCUGCUGCUGGCGCUCACUCAGUAUCUGCGUGGAGGUCUGGUGUUGGUGCUCUCAGUUGUGGGUCUGCUGUUCUCUCAGGCUCUCGCCAUGCUCAGUGUGCUGUUUGCCUGUGAGGUGAUGCCGACUGUGGUUCGAGGUGGUUGCCUCGGCCUGGUGCUGGCAGCAGGUUGUGUUGGCAUGGCCGCCUCCUCCUUGAUGGAGCUGCAGAACAACGGCGGCUACUUCCUCCACCAUGUCAUCUUCGCCUCCUUCGCCGUCCUCUCCGUCCUCUGCAUAAUGCUCCUACCUGAAAGCAAACGCAAGCCGCUCCCAGACUCCCUGAAGGACGGCGAGUGCCAGCGCCGGCCUCCUCUCUUCAUGUCCCGGCCGGACAGGGACAACCUGCCGUUACUGUGCACCCGGCAGCCUUUAUCGGAGUAUAACCCUGAUAACUACUCCCGCUUGGUCUCUGCCACAAGGAGGAUGUUGAGUAAAGAUAACUUGCCUUACAGGAUCGCUGUGCCUCUGCUGUCGGACAGUGAAACACAGGAACAAGACAACGAGGCGCAGAGAGAGGUCGUAUCUUAACUCUGAUAGCAGACCCUCCUCAUCCUCUUUGUACAGACUUGGAUUGCUCCUUCUUUUUCUAGACAUACCUCCACAGACAUCGUCCGCCUUCAAUUAUUGUCUAAGUCACUGGUUGGUCACAACUCACCUGAAGAACUGACCUCAGCUUGGAUGCAGUGCACUUUAGAGCGAUGGCUCCAAGUCUCUUCUUGUUACAUUUGUACUCUUGAAGCUGUUACUGUGCUGUGGCAUUUUCUCAUGUGGAUUCAGGUGAUGCACUGACAAACAGUGGCCUUGUUUAACUAGACUUUUUCGUCGUCCAAAUAUUUGUGAGGGUUAAAAUUGUCCUCCUUUUGAGACUGUUACACUGCAUGUCACGCCUUCUCUCGCGUGGUAAAUAUCCCUGAGAAUGCUCACACUUGACAUAACUUUGGCCAGUGCAGUUGAGGUCACGUUGCCGGUCUGUGUGGAGGUAUUCAAACCAAAUAGUUAGACACUAGUUUCACCAGAGCGUGCAGCUGCUGCAGAUCAUGUGAGCAGCAGUUCUUUGUCCAUUUAUUAGUAACUCAUGCACUUUUCAUUAAGUCUGUCCAUCUGAGUCACCAGCAGUGUCUCAGUGCUGAGAGGAGCCUGAGGACACACAGGACUAGUACACAGUCUUUGUGGAGUUUUGUUAUGCUUGUGAUGCACACAAGAGGGCGCUGAAUGAUGCACUGGAGACUGUGUGUGAUGAAGGAGUCCAAGGAUACUUGUUAAUCUACCUUGUUAUUCCAAAUGCUUCAUUGAGAAGUAACUCCAGAUACCAACCAGAUGAUACUGAAUUCUGUGGCUGAUGAGUUUUUCUGCUCUAUAAACCACUUUGUUACAAACUGUUAUUUAAAGGUGCUACUUUUACAUGACUUUUCUUUUCAGACACUGAAAGUAGCUGAUGAAGUGUAAAUGUACUAAACCACUACAGCUGGCAGACGAAAAGUACAUCCCCUCUCUGUCUUGUGGUAAUUAUGAAAUGUCUUUGAGUUUUCUAAGUAAAAAAAAAAGAGAACUGUGCGGCUGUAAUGCUUCAGAAUUCAACAGGACCAACCUUAAAGGGACAGUUCAUCCCAAAAUAAAAAAUAUUCAAUUAUAUUUUUUCUCUUUUUCGUAGUGCUAUUUAACAAUCUAGAUCAGGGGUGUCAAAUAUACAGCCCGGGGGCCAGAACCUUCCUGCCUAUGGGUCCAAUCUUGCCUUCUAGAUGACUUUGCACACCUAAUGUUGAUGCACAUGUGUAGGCUGAGUGGUUUCAGGAGCAGUUUGAACAAUGAGUAGAUACUUCAUGUAAAAUAGCCUCAGGGGCGUUUCCACUCUGACCAGAAUGCUGCUCUCUGAAAUAACAAUGAAUGCUUUCUAUAGUCAGAUUUAAAGAUAUUGAACAUUGUGCAAAAUAUUGUCGACCAGCAGCUUUGGUACAAAAGAAUCUGUCUCAGACUUCUGUCUUAAAAACUAUAUGGGUGGAACCCUGCUGCUGAGGAACUGACAAAACUUCAGAUUGUACAUUGUUGGUAAGGCAGUGUGGGAAAACUAAGACAUACUGUUGGAUUUACACAUAUUUUUCUCUCUUCUUUGUUUUGUAAAUGGAUGAGCGUUUUCAGAAUGAAAGAAAAAUUUGAAGGGGUUAUUAUUUAUAGGUUAUUAUGCAGUGGUUUCAGUGGUCCGGCCCACUUGAGAUCAAAUCCGGCCGUAUGUGGCCACAGAACUAAAAUGAGUUUGACACCUCUGAUCUAGAUAGUUUCGGUGUGAGUUGCUGAGCAUAGAGAUGUCUGCCUUCUCUUGAAUAUAAUGGAACUAGAUGGCACUCUGC
Messenger RNA from Epinephelus lanceolatus (giant grouper), 3711 nucleotides. RefSeq names its product solute carrier family 22 member 31 (gene slc22a31). Gene Ontology annotation, biological process: transmembrane transport. Gene Ontology annotation, cellular component: membrane. The record is from RefSeq and is a predicted model, not a curated record. Lineage: Eukaryota; Metazoa; Chordata; Actinopteri; Perciformes; Serranidae. Gene Ontology annotation, molecular function: transmembrane transporter activity.